AUGCGUUUCUAAACAUGGCGGGAAGAAGCGGCAACGAAGUUUCGGAUGAUGAUUCUUCAUCUGACGAGGAAGAGUCUGCACGGCUGAGAGAAGCUGUAGCUGACAGUUUUAUCUUUGAAACAGGUAAAUUUUCAUCAAAGACCACAGACAGCAGUAAAGACUUCAAAUCAAAACCAAGUUUGAGGAACAGUAGAGAAUUGGAUGAUGGUACUGAGGAAAAUGGCCUACAAGUGUCUCCGGAGGUCAAGAUUUUUUUAUCAAAGCGUCUAUCAGAAUUCCUAGAUAGUCUCAUAGGAACAGUGGAGAAGAUCCCGAAAACAUUUCUAAACAAAGAAGACAGUGGUAUAAGACUUUUCAGAAAAUCCCAGGUAAUCUUGAAUAUGGCCAGUUUACAAGAGGCUAGUGAAAGUGAAAACUGGACACCAAAAAAGAAGCGACAAUUCUCGUCAAGCAGUGAUUCAGAAGAAAAUGAAGCAAAGUUACGCGAGGCUGUUGUUUCCUCUGAUUUCAUCGUUAUGAACGCAGCUCCAUUACAAAGCAGCGGUAUACUCAGUGGUCGCAAAAAGAAGAAAAAGGACAAUGAGUAUUCUGGAGAGUGCAUUAGUACACUUGGAAAUAAACAUGGAGCAAAUGAUUCCGUAUGUACAAAAACAGCUAAAAAGAAGAAGAAAAAAGUAAAGGAGUGUAAGGAAAGUUCUGAAAAUGCGGAUUUUCCUGACCAAAAGCGAAAAGACAAAAGAGAUUUUAAUGUAAAUAAUGGGCAAGAUUUUGAUAAAGAAAGCGGAAUAAGCGAAAAAAAUUUGGCAGAGAUAGGUGUUCGUCGCGAAGGAAAUAAGCAUGACUUAAAUAAUCUGAAAAUAAAAAGUGUAGAAAGCAAGAAGAUCGAAAAAUUUGCUAGUGCCAAGAAGAAAAAGUCUAAGAAAGACAGGCAUAAGAAUGAUUUAAAUAUUGUCUAAAUGAAAUGUUACUUAAAUAUUUUGCGUUUUUUAUGUUACAGAUCUCUUCAUUUCAAAGUUGGAUAUUCAUUGGGAGCAGUAUUAGACGCUGUUUUUCAAUAUGCUGCAAUAUUAAACAGCUAUUCUGUUUUGAUAUUGUUCAUUUCUGUAGCCAGUUAGACUAACAUAUUAUUGUGAACUAGACGUUUAACGCUGGAGCUGGGGACUUUAGCAAGUAUUUCGCAACGUGACACUAUCAUUCUUUUCAAUGUAUCAGUUGACGAUUAUUUCUGAGACAGUACUAGGCAGGGCAUUCCU
Rhopilema esculentum is the source of this 1253-nucleotide messenger RNA. RefSeq lists its product as uncharacterized. The record is from RefSeq and is a predicted model, not a curated record. NCBI's taxonomy places the organism in Eukaryota, Metazoa, Cnidaria, Scyphozoa, Rhizostomeae, Rhizostomatidae. Gene Ontology annotation, biological process: Wnt signaling pathway.